Molecule: messenger RNA, 2157 nt
Organism: Cornus florida
Lineage: Eukaryota; Viridiplantae; Streptophyta; Magnoliopsida; Cornales; Cornaceae
Product: vesicle-associated protein 1-4-like
Exons: 12
Coding region: 722-1678 (318 amino acids)
Biological process (GO): endoplasmic reticulum membrane organization
Cellular component (GO): plasma membrane; endoplasmic reticulum membrane
Source: RefSeq, a predicted model, not a curated record
UAAUGCUGUUUCAAAAAUUCCCUUAAUUCUACUUGGAAAAGGUACAUAAUUUAUUUAAAGGUACAUAAUUUAUUUAUUCGUACCCAAUUAGGAAGAAGUGAACCAAAAGAUGGUUUGGGUUAGGAACCUUCCCUUAAAAUACUAGGCAAAUUGAAUAUAAAUAAAAUAAAAUAAAAUAAAAAAGUAGUUGUGAUAGUUACUGGCAGUAUAUUAUUUAAUUGUUUAUUUUUGUUUGAGCCUCACUCAUCAAUUAAAUUAAAUAAAUAAAUUUAUUAUAAUAAAUCGGUGCAAGAAUUAUUUAAAAUAAAGAAGAAGAGGGGUUUAGAUUAAAAUAAUAAUACUGUAAUAAAUAAAAGAGAGGAGAAGGUGUUUUGCAGUUAUGUUUGAAAUCAGGUAUAGUUUUUUCUUUUUCUUUUUUGUUUUUUCUUUCUUUCCCUUUCUAGACAAACAAACAUACACGGUACUAAGAUGAAUGUGUCCUUACAUUUUUGGCAUUAAACGGCACUUUCACGCAAUUGAAUUUAAUUCAAAAAUCAUUGACUUUAAAUUCAUUGCUAUCACAACCCAUUAAUUUAAAUUUCUCAAACUCUAUAGGCUUCGUCGCCAGUUCAGACCAUCUGGUAAGUUUUGGGUUCUUUUCUGAUUCCAAAAAGUGGUGUUUGAUCGAUUGGUCAUGCUUUUCUCUACCGUGUGUUGUUGGACUAUUUGAGUUGAGAGCAAAAUGAACCCGAAACUUGUGGAUGUUCAACCCCAAGAACUCAAUUUCAUAUUUGAAUUGAAGAAGCAAAUCUCAUGCUGUGUUCAACUGAUCAACAACUCCAAUCAUCAUGUUGCUUUCAAGGUUAAAACUACCGCUGUGAAAAAAUACUGUGUGAAACCAAACACAGGCACAAUUAAUCCAAUGUCAACAUGUGAAAUCACAGUUACAAUGCAAGAACAACAGUCGGCUCCUCCUGAUAUGAUAUGCAAAGACAAGUUUUUAGUUGAAAGCACAGUUGUUCCUGUAGGGACAACCAAUAAGGAUAUCACAGCUAGCACAUUUGCCAAAGAUGAUGGUAAAUAUAUCCAAGAGAGCAAGCUGAGCGUGAUUCUUGGCAGCAAAAUGAACACAGAACUUGUGGAUGUUCAACCCCGAGAACUCAGAUUCAAAUUUGAAUUGAAGAAGCAAAUCUCAUGCUGUGUUCAACUGAUCAAUAACUCCAAUCAUCGUGUUGCUUUUAAGGUUAAAACUACUGCUGUGAAAAAAUACUGUGUGCGACCAAACAAAGGCACAAUUGAUCCAAAGUCAACAUGUGAAUUCACAGUUACAAUGCAAGCACAACGGUCAGCUCCUCCUGAUAUGAUAUGCGAAGACAAGUUUUUAGUUCAAAGCACAGUCGUUCCUGAAGGGACAACCAAGGAGGAUAUCACAGCUAGCACAUUUGCCGAAGAUGAUGGUAAAUACAUCCAAGAGAGCAAGCUGAGAGUGAUUCUUGUCAGCCCACCCAAUCCCCCUGUACUAUCACCGAUCAGUGGAACGUUGAAGCAGGUCCCAGCUUACGAACCCUCAAUUCCAAAAGAUCAACUACUGAGUAAAGUUGCAACACUGAAAGAUAAACUACUGAGUAAAGUUAAAUGCCUCACUCAACGGCACACACAAGACCAAGCUUAUGAACCUUUACUACUGAAAGAUGAGUAAAGUUGGAAGCCUCACUCAACGGCGCACACAGUUAACUAAGGAGAUGGAGGAGUCCAAAUUGGAAAAUGGUAAGGAGUUAAAGCCGGGAAGUUCAGGAAUCCAAUUUUGAAUUCAGUAUGGAUAAAAGAUCUUCCUGAAGGGUGCAGAGGAGCUCAAAUUAGUUAAAGAUAUCGAGGAGAUGAAGUCGAAACUUAAUGAACUUCAAUCAAAAACUGAGGUUAAUUUUCUCCAUUGUUUCUGGUUUCCAACUUAAUGUAAUUAUAACGACUUGGCAUUUGUACAGUUGCCUGAUUAGUUGCUUAAUCGGCAAUUGGGCUCUCUCUAUAUCUGAUCUUUAUACUAAGAAUUUCCAUGUAAAGUUUUGGGGACGAAUUACUUUUAUUUAAAAAAACCAAAAACUAAGUUUGGGGAGAAUUCUGUUAUUAUAGGACCAGGAUCAUCUCCUUGUGCAAUUCUCGGUCCUGUAUUGUUUAAAUCGA